This is a messenger RNA of Penicillium canescens, 1776 nucleotides long. RefSeq names its product ubiquitin-protein ligase RMD5. Lineage: Eukaryota; Fungi; Ascomycota; Eurotiomycetes; Eurotiales; Aspergillaceae. The record is from RefSeq and is a predicted model, not a curated record. The transcript is spliced from 4 exons. Gene Ontology annotation, cellular component: cytoplasm; nucleus; GID complex. Gene Ontology annotation, molecular function: protein binding; ubiquitin protein ligase activity. Gene Ontology annotation, biological process: proteasome-mediated ubiquitin-dependent protein catabolic process. Bases 348 to 1589 code for a protein of 413 amino acids.
GGACAACCCUUACAUCGGAUACCUGGCACUGUUAGCACUCCUGGAGAUGCUGGAAAGCGAAGGGAAGCCGAACAAACAUCUUUGACGAGAUGUCACUUCUCGCACUCACUUCCGCUUAGAGGUAAAUCACGUGGACUAUGUCGUCAGGCGAUCAGCCGGAACAAGAUUAAGCUACUGUAUUCGGGCUGGGAUAUCUUCCCCUCAUAUCCAAUCUCCAUUGCUCUACCGCGUACACUCCUACUCUACGCUACUUGGAGGCCGCGCCGAUAAAACAUUCUUAUAUCUCCUCCACAUGGCAAGCGGAAUCGGUGUGCGGUAACCACAUCACCUCCGCGAUAUCGGGAAGCAUGGAAGUAGUCCAGAAAGAACACGACCGGCUCCUGAAAAGGGUCAAGGCAUCACAAGGCAUAAAGAAUGUCCAGUCGACGAUCGAUCUACUGCAAUCUGCCCGCGAUGCCAUAGCUGCUGACCCAGACUCGGCGCCGGUAACCAUGGCCAAGCUUCAGACGCCGGUCAAAUCGUCCUUUGACUCGAUCAAUGACAGCUUGAAGGAAAUCCAUAGCGGCCUGAACAAAUACACCAAAUCUCUCGAUAAGCUCUUCAAAGACCGUCCUCUUCCAAGUACCGAUCACGAUGCCCUCUCCUCACAAGAAAACCUGAUCAACCGCGCGAUUGCGAUGCACCUCCUCCGCGAAGGUCAGUUCGCGGUCGCCGCAACGUUCCUCUCCGAGAUCGCCGAGCACAAGAUGGAUACUCCAACGCAGCAGACAAAUGAGAGCGCGAGCGCCAGCACCAGCGACCCCGCAAACCUCCUCGACCUCGACGAAGUCCCCUCAACUGAGAUCAGGAAACAGUUCGCCUCGAUGUACUACAUCCUCCAGCAACUACAAGAACACAAGAACCUUCUACCCGCAAUCGAAUGGUCAAGGGAACACCGCAACGCCCUGGAAGCCCGGGGCAGUAAUCUGGAAUUCGAGCUCUGCCGUCUACAGUACGUGUGGUUGUACCACGGAGGAUCGGGCGGCCAAGGCGGACCAACAGGCUGGCAGGAAGCUCUAGCAUACGCCCGCCGUGAAUUCCACGUCUUUGUUCCUCGAUACCUGCGAGAAGUGCAGCAGCUGAUCGGCGCCAUGGCCUACUCGCCCAACCUCGAAGCCUCGCCUUAUGCAUCUCUCUUCAACACUGCAUCCGCCUGGGACGAUGUGGCCCAUUUCUUCACGCGCGAGUUCUGUUCUCUUCUCGGGUUGUCGGCUGACUCGCCACUUUACAUUGCUGCGACUGCCGGUGCGAUCGCCUUGCCAACGCUGCUGAAGUUGCAGACUAUUAUGAGAGCGAAGCGCACGGAGUGGACAUCUGAAAACGAGCUUCCGGUCGAAAUCUCACUCCCGCCCUCAUACCUCUUCCACUCGAUCUUCGUCUGCCCCGUAUCCAAGGAACAAGCGACAGAUGAGAACCCACCAAUGAUGAUGCCUUGCGGACAUGUCAUCGCAGAGGAAUCACUGAAGCGUCUUGGGAAGAGCAACCGGUUCAAGUGCCCAUACUGUCCAAGCGAGAGCCACCCCAAGGACGCGCGCAAAGUGUUCCUGUGAAGCUCUCCUUUCUCUCGAUCUCUUUCUUGUCUCCUUUUCUUGCACUGGCAUAUGGCGCCUGGACGGAGGAAUGUGGAAUACGGAUGCGGGGAGUAUGUCUUUCUUUUCCGGGGGCGUUAAAGCAUCGGCGUUCGGUGGCCAUUUGAGUUAUUGCAUUGUACCUAGUGCGGGUUUCAUUCAGCUGUAC